AGACGGCAGAGUGGAAAUUUCACUGAACUUGCUAGAGAUUUCGAUUUUUCCUAACAAUCGUUUCGUAAAGCGACGAUUUCGAUUGUCAUAUUACUUUUAACAAAAUAAAAAUAUUACCAAUCUUUAUUCUGAGUUGAUAUUUUAUUGGAGAAUCGAAAAGUGGUUUCAAAAUGUCCCUGUUUGGAUCUUUGAUGGGCGACGUGGAGGAUGAUCCGUUUUUUGGAUCGCACAUGAGACAUAUGCGCCAAAUGAACAAUAUGAUGAACUCGAUGUUUGCGGAUCCCUUCGGCAUGCUGAGGGACGGCCCGCUCGCCUUAACAGGGUCACGUCAUGGCAGCUCCAUGAUGCCCUUCAUGCCACAAAUGCCAUCCUUGAACAGACUUUUCACAGCUGAUCUCACUGACGGGCACAUGAGUGCAGGCAGCUCUUUCUCUAGCAGCACAGUUGUAAUGUCCAGUGGUCCCAGUGGAAGCCCACAGGUAUUUAGUUCUUCGAGCAGCAUGAAGAUUGGUCCAAAUGGCGUCAAGGAGACACGUAAAACACUGCAAGACUCCCGUACCGGCUUGAAGAAAAUGUCCAUAGGUCACCACAUCGGGGAGCGCGCGCACGUCAUAGAGCGGGAACAGAACGUGUUCUCCGGCGACGCGGAGGAGAGGCAGGAGUUCAUCAACCUCGAAGAGGAGGAGGCCGAGGACUUCGACAGAGAGUUCCAAGAGCGCGCGGGCGCACUGCGGGCGCGCGGCCGCGCCGCGCUGCCGCCCGCGCACGCGCCGCGCCUCGCGCUGCCCGCGCCGCCCGCGCCCGCGCCCGCCGCGCCCGCCCGCCGCCACCGCCCGCAGCCGCGCCGCCCGCUGCGCGCCGCCGCCAGCCCGCUCGCGCUGCCCGCCUCCGGCGUGCGUGAGGUGUACGGCGGAUCCCACCCACAGAGACACAGGCACAAGCACCACAGACACAGGCACUCGCCCAUAGACAACUAAAUCUAUGCGACUUUGAGCGGUAACGACAAUUUCAAACCUGAAUCUGAAUAUUGUGACUAAAUCUGAAUUAUUUGUCUACCACCUACCUUAGUGGUUCGUAAUCGAGAUUAUUUAGAAUAUUUACAGGUAAGAGUACAACGUUGACAUAGAGUAACUAUUUAUCAGCGUUGCAACGAAUAUUCGUCUCCUGUUUUUGGGCUUAGUUAAUUCGACCUAAUACCAAAUACUGAAAACUAAAACACUUUAUUGCCGAAUACCAUAAAUCAACGCUCCCUUAAGGACCGGAUAAUUUAACAAGGCCAUAUGUACUCAUUGAAACUAUUUUACAGCCAUCUAGCGGCCAUGUGAGGAACUAUACUUUAAUUCAUUACAUUGACUAAUUCUCUAAAUACAGAUUUCGAAUAGUUAGAAAAUGUAUUUUAUAAUAAAAUCUCAGGAAGCUCUUUACAUGCAUAAGUCUUCGUCAUAGCCUCUAUGAUGCUGGUAUUUAACUCGUUAUGAGAAUUGUCUUACAUAAAUUCAAGACAAAAUGACGUUUUCUCCAUCUUCUUAAGGAAAUAUGAUGUAUAAAAAUUUUAACAUUUAUAGUUUUAUACAUAUUUUUUUGUCUAAAUGAAUUUGUGAUUUAAUAUAAAUUCAUAGUAAUGGAAUUUCUAGAAAAUGGUACACGAAACGGUUAGCAAAUUAUCUUAUUUUGACGUCGUUACCGCUCAUACUGCGUGUAUAUUAUACGUUUGACAAAAACAAGUAAUAGUAGCAAUUAACACAAAUCCUAGACUUAUAGCCCGUUUACAUUUAAUGAAACAUGAAUCUUAUAUUCUUCCACCGUUAUAAAAUGUAAAACUGCUAAAAUUUCCAGUUUUGUUUUAUCAUUAUUAUUGUAAGUAAAUAUUUUCGUAUUAAAAGUAGAAGCUUAGAUGUUUAAAUUUAGAACUACGUCGUGUUAUUGCAUCUUGAGUAUGGAAGAUAACUCAGUAAAAAAUAUAAAAAAUGUUUUUUUUUUUUAAUAAUUUUUGUGAUACUGGCACAAGGGAUAAUAAAUGUGACUUAUUAAUAAGUGUCCUAUUUGCCCGCCUAAUUUCCUACUAUUUAUAACAAAAUGUCUCUCGUUCUAAAGAUGCGAUAUAUAGUAAUAAUUUCCAUUACUUCGGCAGGAAUAAAUAAUAUAUACGUUUAUUUCAUUGGUACUUUUUGCUGUUAUUUUUAGUUUUAAAAAUGUUUAAUGAAUUUAAGGGUCAGCGUGAAUACUCCUGAUAUGGACCGGCUGCUCAAUUUCAAAGAAACGAAAUUGCGUUUUUGUAUGCUCUCGUGUUCUCACGUGGAUCUCGAUCUGGAAAAUCAUCUGUAAAUAGAACGUGAUUUUCAUCGACCAAAGAAAAUGGGUCCUUGAAAUCGUUUCGUACUUCUGUCCAAGAAACUCAUAUAAAAAAAAAUUAUCUUCUUAAGUUUUAGACGACGGUGAUUUAUCGUUCAUAUAGUAGUUAUAAUCUUAAAUGUGACGAGAGCGAAUAAUUUCGUUGUAGUAUAUGGCAUCAUUAACUAUUAUGUCGAAAAUAAUAUUAUGUUCCAAAACGUUUCUUUAAUACUGGAAAUAUAUUUUCGCCCUUAAAUUCGCCGACAUUAUAAAAUGAAACGUCGCAAUGAACUUGACUCACCAAGCCUCAUAAUACAAAUGGAUCAAAUGUUAUAACAUAAAUCUUAUACUCUCUUCUCAUUUUAAACUUUUUGUUUAAAAAAAAAAAUUAAAAUUUAUAAGGACCACAAGCGACAAAUUGACUUAAAUUUUGUUUAUGUUUUUUUUUAUAAUAGUCCUAUUAUUUUACAGGCUAAUACUUGAUCCAUUUAUAUUAUUAUUUUAUGUAUAAGUAUGUUUAAGAAUAAAUAGUUAAUAGUCGUGUAAUCUCUUAGUGUAAUUUAUGGAAAUUUUAGUAUCCCGUGAUUUCAAGAUGGCACAAAGUAAGGGUGCUGGACAAGCGAAUCGCCCAUUCCUGAAUUAAAUUAUUUUUAUUUUAUAUGUGUUUUUUAAGCUACUCUGUAUAUUCAGAUACGUAUUGCGAUUUUCUUUUGUUUAAUAGAUGAAGCUGUUUAGUGAAUUAAUACAAGAUUAUCUUUAAUGUAAAAAAAAUCUAGACGUUUCUAUGUAAAUUUGGAAAUCGUAGUUCUGAGAUAAUUGUUUCUCUUAUACUGAACGAACGCGGAAUUUCGUAACUUGGUAAUCCUAUGAAAAUAUUUUUAGAUAUAAUAUUGAUGUUAGCGUAAGAGAACCAACAAUUCUUAUUAUUCGUGUGAUCCUAAAAAUAAAUUGGUAGCUAAGAAA
This is a messenger RNA of Vanessa atalanta (red admiral), 3294 nucleotides long. It is a transcript of the gene Mlf, whose product is annotated as myeloid leukemia factor. The record is from RefSeq and is a predicted model, not a curated record. Gene Ontology annotation, cellular component: cytoplasm; nucleus. The transcript is spliced from 8 exons. The coding region runs from base 171 to 977 and encodes 268 amino acids. NCBI's taxonomy places the organism in Eukaryota, Metazoa, Arthropoda, Insecta, Lepidoptera, Nymphalidae. Gene Ontology annotation, biological process: regulation of DNA-templated transcription.